UUAUUGAUCAGCGUAUAAGUAAAUUUAUAAUAACGACUCUCUGAUCACUUAUCAAUUACUAAAUGCAAAUGACAAGGCGCUCCGAUUUGAUCCGGAUUUGAUGUGUAAAUGACAUCGUAAGCUUGUUAAGAAAUCGUGGACGACGUCAAAUAAAUAGCGGUUGCUGUUUUCAAAAGGAUUACCCGAGCUAUUGACCAAUAAAAACGCCAAGUUUAACUGAAACCGGAUAAGAAACGUGUAUUUGGAAAAAUACGUGAGACAGCGUGGACGUUUGUGCAGCGUGGACGUUUGUGGUAUCGCUAAUUGUAAAUACUCGCAAUGGUUAAAUUGAGCACUACUUAUCAAAUUGAACCGACCAAUCAAUGUUCAGGGUGAGAAGGCAAUUUUCCGUUGUAAAACUAUAUAUUGGAGAAAUAAUCGCAUACUUUUUAGAUUCUUUAUGCAACGAACUAAAAAUAAUAAGGACUUCAAAAAGAAAUGUUCAACAUGCCGUGGUUCACAGCAUUUCGUGGCAACUUUGGCAACGCAUAUUACGGCGAGUACCGGACGUCCGUCACUGCGGACAUCUCGUUCGCCGCCACCGCUUACACGUGCGUCCUAAUCUCCAUAGCUGCCAUAGUGGCCGCGGCCGGUAUCAGAGGCCGAGAGAGGUGGUACACUUUGGUCCGUCUUACAUACAGUUUGGCCGUAGGAAGCAUAAUUCUGGUGAGCAUCUUCGGAUACUGCUGGCAGAUCGGAGAGGUAGGAGUUCAUUCCCCCUACAUAUACCGGAGCAAAGGUCAGAUUUCAGGACGACUGGGCGUCCACGUUGGUUUGCAAACAGUCAAUCUGACUCUUGUAGGAACUUUCACUACCGAUGGGAACAGAUUCAAAUACAACGAAAAGAUCACGCUAGGAAAUAUCAUCCAAGAGAGUCCGCAGCUCUGGACGGCCCUUGACCGCGGGCUGCCUCAGCCGCUGCUGUCCAUGAUAGACCAUUUUGACACUGACGAAGGCGGUCUGAGAUACGGACGUAGCUGCUUCAUGGCAGGCUACUUUGCCAACAUUCUUCUCUGGACGGCGUUUGCUUUCUGGGUAACCGGAAACAUCCUGCUAUGCAGUGUCGUCUGGUACGGCGCCGCCUGCUUCACUCUGGCGGGCGUCUGCAUGAUACUCGCCGCCGGCGUAUACGACUUCCUUUGCCCGCAGCGCGCUCUACGGAUGCCCUGCUCCGACGGUCCUAUCGAGCUUCGCUUCGGUUGGUGCUUCUGGGCAACUCUUGUGUUUGGCAUCCUCACAACAGUCGUGGGGCUGGUACUAUUUACGUUGGAGCACAAAGUUCCCAAGAAACUUGCAGAGUUCCUCCUUUUAGACACGGCCCUUGAAGACGAUGAAUACAAACAACUCUCUAACGCAAAUCCGCUUGAUUCCGUUGUACGCGAAGACUUUGUGCGCAGGGUAGGUGCACUGCGGACAAAUACAAAGGAAAGCUACGCAUUUGAGAUUUCCAAACCAAAACUCAACCCAGUCUUCGCCGAGAAUGCACUAAACAGCAAACCGGAUACUGAUUCUCCGCGCACCUGGGCGUUUUCGAAUAUUCUAGAAGAAGACCCCGCAUCGGAGCCGGGAAUAAUACACUCAAACGGUGUAUCCAACGAAAGUCCCGCUUGUGACAGUAGCAGUGGUUCAGAACGAGAUAUCGGGAGACUAACUGAGAUUUACGUCAACAUAGACAUAGACAAACGGUUUGUUUCUGCAAAUCUCAGCAAAACCAGACGCGCGUCAGUGUGGUGAUUUAGGUCGUGAGAUCGCGAAUUCAUAUGGAAAUUUUGUCUCUGUGUUGCUCAUCGUCUUUCGUUUUUUGUCAACAAAUGUUCUUUCCCAUAAAGGUCUUGAUGAAGUUUUGAAAGGGGAUUGCUUUGUAUCCAUCCACAGCGGACCUCUGAACUGACCAAUACACGAGCUCCUUAUGCUAGUCCAUAAUCAUUAUGGCUAUUGUAUGUGAAAUGUGAAAUGUACGCUUUUUAACAACUUUAUCAUAUGGUACCUUCAAUAGUGUAAAAGAACCGCGUCUAUACCAUAUAGCCCGGAAUAUAGCUUACACUGCCGUCUAUACAAUAAAGUAAAGUCUGGCAUUGUUUCUACAAAAGUUUAUCACAUAGUUCAGAAACGGAGCCAUGCUAACUGUAAUGCGAAGCAUUUU
Dreissena polymorpha is the source of this 2182-nucleotide messenger RNA. Its product is annotated as dual oxidase maturation factor 1-like. Gene Ontology annotation, cellular component: endoplasmic reticulum membrane. The transcript has 9 exons. The record is from RefSeq and is a predicted model, not a curated record. Bases 478 to 1773 code for a protein of 431 amino acids. NCBI's taxonomy places the organism in Eukaryota, Metazoa, Mollusca, Bivalvia, Myida, Dreissenidae. Gene Ontology annotation, biological process: protein transport.